This is a messenger RNA of Salvelinus namaycush (lake trout), 1485 nucleotides long. Its product is annotated as tryptophan 5-hydroxylase 1-like. The record is from RefSeq and is a predicted model, not a curated record. The transcript has 11 exons. Bases 1 to 1485 code for a protein of 494 amino acids. Gene Ontology annotation, cellular component: neuron projection. Gene Ontology annotation, molecular function: iron ion binding; tryptophan 5-monooxygenase activity. Gene Ontology annotation, biological process: aromatic amino acid metabolic process; serotonin biosynthetic process. NCBI's taxonomy places the organism in Eukaryota, Metazoa, Chordata, Actinopteri, Salmoniformes, Salmonidae.
AUGUACUCAAACAAGGUUGACGGGCCGCGCAGAGGAAGGUCUUUCGACUCUAUGAGUUCUUCAUUGCACACUUGUUAUGAGGAAAAGCAACUGAAUAAUGAGAUGAAAAAGUGUACCUUCAGCAAGAUCGACGAGAACAAGGACAACAAGAGUUCAUCUUGGGAGAAUGGUUGCUCUUUAGAAAAGGGUCGCACGGCCAUCGCCUUUUCCCUCAAGAAUGAAGUUGGCGGGCUCGUUAAGGCGCUAAAACUUUUUCAAGAGAACCACGUCAACCUUGUUCACAUCGAGUCCCGAAAAUCGAGGCGGCGCGGCUCAGAGUUUGAGAUCUUUGUUGACUGUGACAGCGGCCACGAGCAACUCAAGGAGCUCACUGAGCUGCUACGAAAGCAUGCCGCCAACGUAGUUGAUAUGGACCAUGACCAACCUGACAAUUCCAGCCUGCCUGAAGAAGACACUGAAGAUAUUCCCUGGUUCCCAAAGAAAAUCUCAGACCUGGACAUGUGUGCUAACCGUGUCUUGAUGUAUGGCUUAGACCUGGAUGCUGAUCACCCAGGCUUCAAGGACAAUGUCUACCGCAAAAGAAGGAAACACUUUGCUGAUCUUGCCAUGAGCUACAAACAUGGGAAUCCAAUUCCGCAUAUCGAGUUCACAGAGGAGGAGGUGAAGACCUGGGGUGUGGUCUAUCGGGAGCUCAAUAAGCUGUAUCCAACCCAUGCUUGCCGGGAGUACCUGAAGAACCUGCCACUGCUGUCCAAGCACUGUGACUGCAGGGAGGACAACAUCCCCCAGCUGGAAGAUGUGUCACACUUCCUCAGAGAGCACACAGGCUUUAUCAUUCGGCCCGUGGCAGGUUACCUCUCCCCACGAGACUUUCUGGCAGGUUUGGCUUUCCGGGUUUUCCACUGCACUCAGUAUGUUCGCCACAGCUCUGACCCUCUCUACACACCUGAGCCAGACACAUGUCAUGAGCUGUUGGGUCAUGUCCCUCUGCUGGCGGAGCCUAGUUUUGCCCAGUUCUCCCAGGAGAUAGGUCUGGCUUCUCUGGGGGCCUCAGAUGAGUCUGUCCAAACGCUGGCCACCUGUUACUUUUUCACAGUAGAGUUUGGCCUGUGUAAACAGGAGGGAAAGAUGAGAGCCUACGGCGCAGGACUUCUCUCCUCUAUCAGUGAGCUGAAGCAUGCACUCUCUGACAAUGCAAAGAUCCUGCCCUUUGACCCCAAGGUCACCUGCAAGCAGGAGUGCAUUAUCACUACAUUCCAAGAUGUCUACUUUGUGUCAGAGAGCUUUGAAGAGGCCAAAGUCAAGAUGAGGGAGUUUGCCAAGACCAUCAAGCGUCCGUUUACAGUGAGGUACAACCCGUACACCCACAGUGUGGACGUGCUGAAGGACACAUCCAGUAUCAACAGCAUGGUGGAGGAUCUGAGACAUGAACUGGACAUCGUGGCCGACGCCCUACAGCGCCUUAACAAACACUACGCUGUCUGA